This is a messenger RNA of Anolis carolinensis (green anole), 3499 nucleotides long. RefSeq names its product DDB1 and CUL4 associated factor 11 (gene dcaf11). The transcript is spliced from 15 exons. Bases 467 to 2089 code for a protein of 540 amino acids. Gene Ontology annotation, molecular function: protein binding. The record is from RefSeq and is a predicted model, not a curated record. Gene Ontology annotation, biological process: proteasome-mediated ubiquitin-dependent protein catabolic process. Gene Ontology annotation, cellular component: Cul4-RING E3 ubiquitin ligase complex. NCBI's taxonomy places the organism in Eukaryota, Metazoa, Chordata, Lepidosauria, Squamata, Anolidae.
GGAGCGCUGAUUGGAGGAGCCCUGAGUAUGGCGCGUGCUUAUAGGAGGAGAGGCCUUCAAGGUUCUCAAAGCGCCCUAAUUGGCUCAGUAGGCCGCUCCCUUCUUGAUUGGUGGCCGGAGGAGGAGUGGUGUUGAGGGAUGAGGGAAAAUAACUGUGUAAACUCUGGGAUAGGGAGUGAUUUUCACAGAUAGACCUCACCAGUAUGCAGUUAAAAGGGUAGCCAAUCGGUCUCUUUAGUGCUGAAGGCAGUGACUGAAUGUGGUUAGAAUAUAACUCAAUGAGAAUGUCAUGGAAACAAGUGAGAGUAUUGUAUUCUAGUAUCUGGAAGUUGUAGAGUUGGCGUGCUACAUAGGAUAGCCAGUCAGGAGGGGGAUGAUAGGGAGGACACAUCCCCUCAGUUUGGUUACUAAACACCAGGAGGAGAAUAGCGAUACAUCUACACAGACUUGAAGCAUGCCGUAAGAAAUGGGCUCUCGCAGCAGUAGCAACGCUGGCUCAGGGGGCCGUGACAACCAGGGCAGCUGGUCGCAGAGGGAUUCGGGGAGCCUGCGCAGCGAGGAAGAGGACGACGAGGAUGUGGAUCUGGCCCAGGUACUGGCAUAUCUACUGCGCAGAGGACAAUUUCACCUGAUGCAAAGUGGUGGAGCAGCCAGCGUCCGGGUGUUCCAAACCCUCUCUGAUUCAGACGAUGACAAUGAUAAUGCGUGGGAAGGGAGGCUUGGUGAUCAGUACAAACCCACAGUGGAUCUGAGGCCGGACACCCGAGACCUGGAGUGUAAUGAGAUCAAAACACGCAUCCAGCUGGCAACAGGCAGGCUGGGUUCAGGACGAACCGAGUGUAGUAUCCCAAGACUUCUUUACCAGAGGGAGCGUGGCCUUUGUCAUAACAGCAGUUUCUCUCCUGGCGAAUGCUCCCGGGUGGUGUCUCAUUUUCUGCCUAAUCACUUGGCCUUCACAGACUCCUAUUCCCAGAAGGCUUUCUGUGGAAUCUAUUCCCGUGAUGGACGACUCUUUAUGUCGGCUUGUCAAGAUCAGAGAAUCCGCUUAUAUGAUUGCGCCUAUGGAGCAUUCCGGAAGUUUAGGAGCGUCAAAGCCCGAGAUGUUGGUUGGAGCGUUUUGGAUGUAGCCUUCACUCCUGAUGGGGCCCAUUUCCUUUAUUCCAGCUGGUCAGAUUACAUUCACAUUUGCAACAUUUAUGGUGAGACUGAUACCCACACAGCACUGGAUCUGAGACCGGAUGAGCGCCGCUUUGCUGUCUUUUCCCUUGCCGUCUCCUCAGAUGGAAGAGAAGUGCUUGGUGGGGCCAACUAUGGCUGCGUCUAUGUGUUUGACAUGGAGCAGAAUAAACGGACACUCAAGAUUGAAUCCCAUGAAGAUGAUGUGAAUGCCGUGGCCUUUGCAGACACCAGUUCCCACAUCUUAUUCUCUGGGGGCGACGAUGCCAUUUGCAAAGUAUGGGACCGCCGCACCAUGAGGGAGGAUGACCCCCGACCAGUGGGGAUUCUGGCUGGGCACCAAGAUGGCAUCACCUUCAUCGACAGUAAAGGCGACGCGCGGUAUCUCAUCUCUAACUCGAAGGACCAGACGAUUAAGCUGUGGGACAUGCGGAAGUUCUCUGGCAAUGAGGGACUAGAAGCCUCCCGCCAAGCCGUCACCCAACAGAACUGGGAUUAUCGUUGGCAGCAGGUGCCCAAAAAAGCACGUCGCAAGUCCAAACUUCCUGGCGACACCUCCCUCAUGACCUAUCGAGGCCACGGGGUGCUCCAUACGCUCAUCCGCUGUCGUUUCUCACCACCUCAAAGUACUGGCCAGCAAUACAUCUAUAGUGGCUGCUCCACUGGGAAAGUCGUUGUAUAUGACCUCCUGACUGGCCAUAUUGUGAAGAAGCUAACCAACCACAAGGCUUGUGUCCGAGACGUCAGCUGGCACCCCUACGAGGAGAAGAUUGUCAGCAGCUCGUGGGAUGGGAACAUACGACUCUGGGAGUACCACCAAACAGAGUACGACGAAGAUGAUCUCGGAGACCCCCAGCAACUCCCUAGCACCAGAGAGCUGCGCUCUAAAUCCUCAGGAGCCGCUGAGCAGUAGCCUUGCCUCGCUGCUUGCUGCCAUUCUCCAAUUGUGGACUUGCCGUGGGGCAGGGAGGGGAAGGGAAGAGGGGAAAGUCUACCUUGUAUUGCCUGUGGCCUUGGAAAACGUCAUGGGGGAGGGGAAGGGGGGGUGACAUCACACGCCCCAUCAAAUUGUAGCUCUUUUCUUACUGAAAAUCGAAAAAUGUGAGGCCUGGGAAAGCAGGCACCAUUCUAUGUGUUGCUUUUCAGUCUGAUAGCUGCGGGGAAGUAAACUUAGGAUGUAUUGCAACUUCUUAGGGAGGCCAUUGGGAUUGAGUUUUGCAAUUCAAUAAUCCUCCUUGGUCUGCAAGGGAAUUUUUUGAAAAAAAAUCAUGAACAAGUAUAAAGCCAAACUGCUCCACCGAAUUUGGUUUUGUGCAUUCCAGGGCAUGUAUUUUUCUCCACCCCUUACCUAUUAGGGUUGGGUUGUAAUAUGUUCCAGGCUAGCUGGAUGUUUUUGUAUGAAAGGCACAAAGGGGGAGGGGUCCCCCCCCCCCCCCCACGUUCUAUGUUAAGAGUUGGCCUGGUUUGGGGAAUACAGGGAGAAGCAGCAUUUGGGCACCGUUUCCUCUCUGGGGCCAAGUGAGUCAGUGGGGGAAGAUAUUUAGCAACUACCUUUCUUUCAGCAUCAGGGUGCUUCUGUGGGGCUGGAGCUCUUUCUCCUUGACUUAGGAGUAAUAAAAAAGUCCUAUGGAGGAGGACACAUAUAUAGCUCAUCCACUACCCUCUGCUUGCAGAUAUUUUAUCUUCUCUGCAAAUGGGGGCAGAAAAAGACAGAAAUAGAUUGCAGCAGAAGGGACAGUUAGUUGGGCCAAGGGGAAGCCUUGUCCUGUAGCAUAUAUCCAGCUUUUCCUUCUGCGUGUUGUCCUUGACUGACCACAGGCUCCAGAUCAGAUCUGCCCCUUUCCUCUAGUAAUCCUCUUCAAGGAUCUCUCCCCACCUUUACAAGUGUCAGGUUUCUUAUGAGGUGGCCAUGAGAAUCAUCUGGCUGCCCCCCCCCCUUUCCUGCCCUAAUUGUGUCCCCAUUUCCUGGGACAAAAUAGAAGGCUCCUUUUGAUUUAUUUUGUUCUCCCUUUGGGGUUUUUACACCUGUUUCUCUGACACUAAUGUGGAUAUUAAGUGGGUGGGGAAAGUGCAGUACAAUGAGGUUUUCUUUAAAAUAUAUGUAAAAUAAGCUGUUCUUGUUUUGAAGUUUGGGGUAGGUGGGGCGGGAACAGCCUAGCUUAGGUUCUCCAUUUGUAGGGAGAACCGUCUUCCCGACCCUUUAGCAAAGCGGGGGCUGCUAGGACCAGAUGUAAGGGGAGCGUCUCCUUUCGUGGGGUUCCGCACACUCCCAUCCACCUGUGCAAACUGCUGUCUGUGUCAAAUAAAAGUUACGGAAAUUUUC